CCAUAUAAGUUGCAACCAGGUGGUCCGGGCUAUGAGCUGGUGUAUGGUGCAACGGCAAUCGUGCCAUAUCUGAAGUCGUUGACGCCAGAAGAUGAUCUUGUAGCAUCUUUCAGCGCAAUCGCAAACCACGAGCAAACCCUUCUGACACCUUUACUCCGCUUUUUGACGGACGCAAAACAAGUUGACAGAGGUGUUCGCAUUGUGGGGAGAAGCGAGAUCAAUCUCUCAAGAGUUCCCACUGUCAGCUUUGUUGUUGUCGGACAGAACGCGAUUAAGAGCAAGGAUAUCGUAGGAGCGUUUGACAAAAAAGGAGGGAUCGGAAUUCGAUACGGCCACUUUUACGCGUAUUCUCUCAUUGACAAUCUACGGCCAAAACUAGAUGUGAAUGAUGGAGUCGUCCGCAUCUCACUUGUCCACUAUAACACCGUCGAGGAAGUGGAGAAGAUCUUGGACGUUUUGAGGGAAGUUUUGGCUUGAGCGAUAAUGUAAAAUUAUGUCAACAUUGCAUCAAAGGUGCCCAAUGCCCAUGUAAUCUGGAGCCUGGAGGGUUGAACUUGCUGCCCUCGAUGUUGCUUAUCUCAGCACGGACUCAUUUCCCUUUACAAAUGCUGCAGUGAAGUCACUGUCUAGUAGUAUCU
Suillus fuscotomentosus is the source of this 638-nucleotide messenger RNA. RefSeq lists its product as uncharacterized. The transcript has 3 exons. The annotation marks the transcript as partial. NCBI's taxonomy places the organism in Eukaryota, Fungi, Basidiomycota, Agaricomycetes, Boletales, Suillaceae. The record is from RefSeq and is a predicted model, not a curated record.